AUGUCCCUUCGUUUGCUUCCUUCUUUUCGAAGACAACAACUCGUGUUGGACUUCUCUGCUCUGAGAGGACAUUGUCCGGACGGGCUUUAUCUCUCACUUACUCCCGGCGACCCUUGCAUCUGGGCCGCGGUCAAUUUUGUGCGCAAAGGACCGUACGCAGGAGCGAUACUUCGCUUCCAAAUCUCUUUCCCAGACACGUAUCCCGACCUGCCUCCCCUCAUCACCUUUUCGACCGAUAUCUUCCAUCCUCUGAUCGUGCCUUUGACCACAUACACCUUCAGUGCUAGUAGCGUUGACGCAUCAGGCACUGUCAGCGCUUCAGAUGAGGAUCGCCUCCCUCCUGGAACGUUCAAUUUGCGUUAUGGAUUUCCUCACUGGUUCACAGCAACUGCUUUGAGAGAUGCCAGCUCCGGUAGUGCGAGCGAGCAAGGAGAUGCACGCUCUUUGACUCGUCAUCACUCGGGCUCUGACACUAAAGAAGGCAUCGAGAGUCCCCAGGUUGACCCAGAAUCAAAAGACCGCGGGAGUCUCAUUUUGAACUUAUUGCAACAUGUGCAAGACGCGUUUGAAGAUGAAGAUUUGCUAGACAGACUCCCUCUUGAGACUGUUGGAGAUCCAAGUGCGUGGCACGCGUGGCGUGCACAUCGUGGACUCGUGAUGCGGCAGAUCGAGCCUCAGACCCCUGUGCCCGAAGGCAAAGAUGCAGCCCCAUCAUCGCCCAAAAAUCCUGGAGAGUGGAAGUGGGAUGGUGUCUGGGAGUCAAGGGUGAGGAACGGUAUCGAAGCCAGCAUAAGUGAAGCGACCCUGUUCGGCAGUACUGGUGGCGGCCGAUCUGGUUCUGUUGCGAUGGACACCACAAGCAUGGAUCCGCACCAGAGGAUCCUCGCUGCGGCUGAUCGACAAAUCCGCUUCACAAAGCUAAGCGACGAGCAUUUCGAAAAAGUCAUGGACGAAAUAUCAGCCUCUGGCUCUCCUGUGCCGACCUGA
This is a messenger RNA of Cladophialophora immunda, 987 nucleotides long. RefSeq lists its product as uncharacterized. Bases 1 to 987 code for a protein of 328 amino acids. Lineage: Eukaryota; Fungi; Ascomycota; Eurotiomycetes; Chaetothyriales; Herpotrichiellaceae. The transcript has 3 exons. The record is from RefSeq and is a predicted model, not a curated record.